AUGGACUACAGAAAUUUUCUGUCUCCCAGGGGAGAGCUUCUCCCCUACAAAGGCGACUUCUACCUAUGGAAAUACGUUCCUUCGAUGGCUGCUGCUGUCAUUUUCACCAUUAUCUUUCUCGCGCUAUCCGCGUUACACACAUGGAAGAUGUUCCGCACCCGCCUGUGGUUUUGCAUUCCGUUUGUUAUUGGCGGAUACAUGGAAGUCAUUGGUUUUAUCGGUCGAAUCGCCGCCAAUAAUGCAACCGACCAGCUCAUGCCGUACAUCAUCCAAUCCGUCUUCCUACUCAUUCCACCUUCUCUCUUCGCCGCCUCGAUCUAUAUGACACUCGGUCGAAUCAUAAGUGGUCUCGGAUCUAAAGCCGAACUGUGCUCCAUCAUUCGAGUAAAGUGGCUGACGAAACUGUUCGUUAUUGGAGACGUCUUUUCGUUCUUGAUUCAGAGCACUGGAGCAGGUUUGAUGGCCGCUGGCAAUGACCCUAAAAUGGGCGAGAAUAUCGUCGUUGGCGGCCUCUUCAUCCAAAUCCUGUUCUUUGGGCUCUUUGUUGCCGCGGCUCUCAUUUUUCAUCUUCGCUACCGCAAGAGAAGUGCUCAUCGGAGGACCAUGGACUCCACUGGAAUAGUCGGGACUUUUGACUGGGAGGGGAUGAUGAUGAUGCUGUAUGCAACUUCUGCACUCAUCCUCGUUCGGUGUAUUUUCCGCAUUAUUGAGUAUGUCAUGGGUGCUGAUGCUUACCCCCUCAAGAACGAGUGGACGUUGUAUGUUUUCGAUGCCGUCCUGAUGGUUGCUACCAUGGGCAUCUUCUACAUCUGGUAUCCUUCUCAGAUCCAAGAGUUUCAAGCAAUGAGGGACACGGAGGUUGUCAGUCUCGCAUACGGACCCGUGGCAUCUUGA
Molecule: messenger RNA, 894 nt
Organism: Colletotrichum truncatum
Lineage: Eukaryota; Fungi; Ascomycota; Sordariomycetes; Glomerellales; Glomerellaceae
Product: RTA1 domain-containing protein
Cellular component (GO): membrane
Source: RefSeq, a predicted model, not a curated record